GCAAAAUGAGCGCGUCGUCGUCGUGUUCGUCUUUCUGGAUGGACAUCGGGAAUCCGGUGUACGUGGCAUCGCCGAUGGUCGACCAGUCCGAGUACGCGUUCCGGCAGCUCUGCCGACGGUACGGUGCGCAGCUAUGCUACACGCCGAUGCUCCACGCCAAGGUCUUCCUCUCGGACGCGACGUACCAAGCCCAGCGGCUCGACCUCAUGGCCGACGAAGGCCCUACGAUCGUCCAGUUUGCUGGCGACGAUCCCAGGACGCUGCUUGCAGCCGCAAAAGUCGUUGAGAAAUCCGCCGCCGCCGUCGAUCUCAACUUGGGCUGCCCGCAGCCCAUCGCGCGCAAGGGCCAUUACGGCUCGUAUCUCCUGCGUGAGGCCGACACAAUUGUCGACAUACUCCAGUGCUGGACUCAGAACUUGUCGAUUCCUGCCACGUGCAAGAUCCGUAUCAUUGACGAAGGCAGCGCCGACCCAACGAACCGCGGCCUCCAAGCCACGUUGCGGCUCGUGGAUCAGAUCGAAGCCGCGGGUGCCGCCGCGAUUACAGUGCAUGGACGCAACCGCGUCAUGAGCGGCAAGAAAACGGGGCGUGCUGACUGGGCGGCGAUCGCGGCCAUCAAAGCGCGCGUCUCGAUCCCGGUCAUCGCCAACGGCAACAUUGAAACGUUCGAUGACGUGGCAGCGUGUAUGGCCGCGACGGGUGCCGACGCGGUCAUGUCGGCCGAAGCGCUUCUCGAGAACCCGGCGCUAUUCAGCGGUCACGACGUGAGUCCGUUUCAGCUUGCACGCGAGUACUUGGCGCUGGCAGCCGCGUCGCCUCUCGUCGGCGUCAACUUUCACCGGACCGAGAAGGCCCAUGUGGUUCGCAUGCUGCAUGCACCCAUGCGUCAGCUCGUUCGUGCGUCCAUCAUGGAUGCCACCGCGCUCUUGGCCGCGACGCAGUCGCUUCCCGAGCUCAUUGAAGCUGUCGCGUCGAUCGAGACUGCGGCAGCCGCGUUGUCUGCGCAGCAUGUUCGAGGAACGGACGCGUGGUACUGGCGGCACCGUGCCGAUGCUGACAACCCGAGUCGGUCGGCACGCAAAGACAUCCAGCGGCAAUGGCUUGCUGGUGGCUUGCGACUCACCCGAUGACUAAUAGAGAAUUCCAUCG
This is a messenger RNA of Saprolegnia parasitica CBS 223.65, 1149 nucleotides long. RefSeq lists its product as hypothetical. Bases 6 to 1130 code for a protein of 374 amino acids. Gene Ontology annotation, biological process: tRNA processing. The record is from RefSeq and is a predicted model, not a curated record. Gene Ontology annotation, molecular function: tRNA dihydrouridine synthase activity; flavin adenine dinucleotide binding. The transcript has a single exon. NCBI's taxonomy places the organism in Eukaryota, Oomycota, Saprolegniomycetes, Saprolegniales, Saprolegniaceae.